AGCAACCCUGAUGCUGCCCCUGUCACAGUGCGCAAAUGCGCAUCCAACAGCAGCACGGACCUCCGGUGGACAGCGACAAAACAAACACCAGCAGGCUGGGCAACGACACGUUAGGGCGGAAGAGAAAACAGCGCUUCAGGGGAAAGACACAUCCGAAGGGGAACGUCUGUGACACGGCAGAGACCAUGGUGGGCGAACGCCGCAAUGGGAACCUGCUGGUCCAGCUGGGCCCGAGACUGCAGGCGUAUCCAGAGGAGCUGAUCCGCCAGCGCCGCAACCACGAGGGCCAGACAGAGUACCUGAUCCGCUGGUGCCUCGUCACCAUCGACGACGGCUCUAGCUCUGGAGGAGGAGCCAGUGAGGCGGGCGGAACGGGUGGCGGCAGCUCCGGGGUGGACGGCUCCGGUGGCUCCACAUCAGGAGAGAGCAAACCGGAGAACAUCCUGAUGUGGAUGUCAACGGAGGACGUGUACGCCAACUGCCCCACCCUACUGGGGAAGAGGAAGACGGACUCACAGCGGCCUCUGCAGCAGGAGGCACAGCGGGGCGAGUCAUCAGAUGGAGGUCAGAGGAGCGGCGCUGAGUUUCCGGCAGACGUCACAUUCGACGAGGUGGAGCUGUCAGACAUGAAGGAGGAUGUGAAGAACCUGGUACGGCGAGCCAGGAAGCAGAUGGCCAAGAAGAGUGACUUCUCCAUCAGCAUCACGCACACCAUCCACGUGCUGAGCGCCUACGCCAGCAUCGGCUCACUGGUCGGCGUCUUCAAGGAGACGGGCGCCCUCAACCUGCUGAUGGAGCUGCUGUGUAACAAGGAGACGCAGACGAGACGCAGCGCCGGGAAGAUGCUGCGAGCGCUCGCCUCACAUGAUGCAGGAAGUCGUGCGUAUGUCCUGCUGUCCCUCAGUCAGCAGGACGGCAUCGAGCAGCACAUGGACUUUGAUAACCGCUACACUCUGCUGGAGCUGUUUGCUGAGACCACGUCGUCAGAGGAGCACGGCAUCUCCUUCGAGGGGAUUCACCUGCCGCAGAUUCCUGGGAAGCUGCUCUUCUCUCUGGUGAAGCGUUACCUGUGUGUGACGUCACUGAUGGACAAACUUAACACGGCGGGGGCGGAGUCUAACUCUGACAGACAGGACGCCAGCCCCUCCCCCGCCUCCUCCUCCAGCGCCGCCCACCAGGCAGAGCACCUCCGCGUUCAGCGAGAGUUCGACUUCACCAUGGCCAUGGCCAACCUCAUCUCGGAGCUGGUCCGCGUGAUGGGCUGGGACCGCAACCGCCAGCCUCCCGACGGCUCCGCCCACCAUCCUGGUGGGGGCGGGGCUUGUGGGGAGGAGCUGGGGGAGGAGGCAUCCCGCCCCGUCCUCAGAUCCAUCUUCCAGCCCCGUUUCUGCGCCUCCCCUGUCGUCCUCACCGCCACCUCUGCUGUAGCCGCUCCCGCCGCCGCCACGCCGCCAAAAAAGAAGACAGGAAACGGAUAUAAAACGCGCUCUGACUUCGCCAGCCGCUCGGCCUAUGUGGAGUACGUCCAGGACAACCUGAAGAGCGGCAUGAUGGUCCGCAUGCUGGAGGACUACGAGGAGGUGAGCUCCGGAGACGAGGGAGAGUUCCGCUACAGCAACGACGGCUCGCCACCUGUUCAGGUGUACUGGAACUCCCUGUCCAGGACGUACUGGGUCCACUGGCACAUGGUGGAGAUCCUGGGCAGCGGCAGCAGCAGUCAGGCUGAGAAGGAGACGCAGGAGAAGGCCUCCACCCUGACGGAGACUCUCAAACUCACCGCGGUGAGUCAGACGUUCUUCUCCAAGCCGCCCGGAGGGCUGUACUCUCUGCCCUACCUGUCGGAGGGUCUGCAGAGGGAGCCGCUGGCCCUGAGCCGGGCCGAGUGGUGGGAGAUCCUCUUCUUCAUCAAGAAGCUGGAGCUCAAGCAGCAACAGGAAGUCAACAGCAUCCUGCUGCAGAGCCUGGAUGACCAGGAGACGGAGUUGGACGACUUGUCUCUGAUCGGUCUGUCUGUCCCCGGAGAUGUGGCGAAGAAGCUGCUUCACUACCUGAAGCAGAAGCUGCCGUCGUCGUGUCUCAGUGACCUGCUGUGUUCACACACCUUCUGCAAACACUACCUGAGGAGAGGAGGAGGAAGUCUGGAGGAUGAAGAGCUGCUGGCUGAAGGCUCUCUGGGUUCGUCCAACUUGGCAGGAGGAGGGGGGGGAGGAGGAGGAGGAGGGGGAGGAGGAGGAGGGGGACCAAACUCCUCCUCUUCAUCGUCAGCCUUGGCCUCCUCUUCCUCAGCGUUGGGCUCUGUCUCUAAGAAGGCAAAGAAGGAACUUCCUCCUGACUCAGGCUGUGGCAGCCCGGAGACGGAGAACGAGCUGCCGUCAGAGGACGACAGCAAAUACCCCGAAGACCUGGAGGACAAGAUGAAAGUGUUCAACAACCCGCGGGUCCAGGGGAAGAAGACGGUGCUGGAGAAGCUGGGGGAGGUGGUGGACAUCCUGAAGAAGGGCGGGGCGUCCUCAGACCACGCCCAGCAGCUGGCCGCCGUCCUCUUCAUCACCAGGCUGCUGGAGGAGAAGGGAGCACAGGAGAAGAACUCCAUGAGGAGCGACUCGGCUCAGACCAUACGGGACAAGGUGCUGAAGCUGCUGGUGGAGCUGCUGGGCUCGUCCUCCAAAGACCUGGUGGUCAGCACGCUCAGACUCACCCACCUCCUAAUGCUCAAAUACGAGUGGAGGGUUUCCUUUGCCACCGAGGGCGGAGUCAAAGCUGUCCUGUCCUGCAUGCAAGAGUUCUCCGCCAUCACUCACGUCCAGCAGCUGGCGCUCGCAACUCUGAAGGUCAUCACCGGAGCCAGUAAACACGACCUGCGCAGUGUCGGCAGCAGCCUCCCGCUGUCUGAGUCUGGCACUCAGAUGAUGUUGGAGAUCUUCGCCAGCAUUGGCUCGGCCACGCCCGAAGGCUCCAAGGGCCUGUUGGGAGCUAUCCCUGCUGCUGUUGACCUCAUGCUGCAGACUAAAGGCUGCAUGCUGUCGGUGAGAAACGGCCUGCUGGUCAUCAUCAUGCUCAUCUCCAACCACAAGAGCCUGGCGGAGCAGCUGGUGGCCGCCGACGUCACCGCCGUCCUCAAGAAGUGUCUGACUCUGUCCAGAGCUGAGACCAUGCUCGCCAUCAUCGCCCUCAACCACAUCUCCAUGGUGCACAAGCUGGAGAGCAAAGAGAGUCGUGAGCAGCUGGACCUGAAGGACACGGAGCUGCAGAUGUUGGUGGUGAGUCUGAAGGAGCUGACGGCCACUAAGGAGGUGAUCCAGACUCUGGAGCAGCUGCUGUGUGACGACACCUCUCAGCUGGAGGACCAGCGCAGUCAGGUGACCCACAGUCGAGACACGUAUCAAGACCUGGUUCGUUUGAUGGAGCAGCAUCGAGCAGACCGGGCCGUCCAGCUCUCCAUCCUCAGGAUCCUGAACAAGUUCCUGGAUAACUACCAGGAGGACAUGCUGCCAUGGCAUGAGAGCAUCGAGCCCUGCCUGUCCUCCAUGACGGCCUUCAUCAAUGACAGAGAGGUGGUCCAGCUGUUCAUCCGCUUCCUGUACCGCCUGGCGUCCCUGAACAAAGACUACGCGGUGGUGAUGUGUCGCCUGGGGACCAAAGAGGCUCUGGUGAAAGCUCUGGACAAACACAGCACCAACCUGCUGCUGGUCACCGAGCUGCGUGACCUCAUCACUGACUGUGAGAAGUACGCCAGCCUCUACAAGAAGAUGACCACAAGUGUCCUCGCAGGAUGUAUCCAGAUGGUGUUGGGUCAGAUUGAGGAGCAUCGUCGUAGCCAUCAGCCAAUCAACAUCCCCUUCUUUGACGUGUUCCUCAGGAAUCUCUGCCAAGGCUCCAGUGUGGAGCUGAAGGAGGACAAAUGCUGGGAGAAGGUGGAGGUCUCCUCCAAUCACCAUCGAGCGAACAAGCUGACCGACAAGAACCCCAAAACCUACUGGGAGUCCAACGGCUGCACUGGCUCACACUUCAUCAACAUCUACAUGCACAAAGGAGUCAUCAUCAGACAACUGGCCAUCCAGGUGGCCAGCGAGGACUCGAGCUACAUGCCGGCCCGAGUCUUGGUCCUGGGAGGAGACGACCCGACCAACAUCAACACUGAACUGAAUACGGUCAAUGUGACUCCGUCAGCCAGUCGGGUGGUUCUGCUGGAGAACAUGACCAGGUUCUGGUCCAUCAUCCAGAUCAGGGUCAAGAGAUGUCAGCAGGGAGGUAUCGACACUCGGGUCCAUGGUUUCGAGGUUCUGGGUCCGAAGCCAACGUUUUGGCCGGUGUUUAAGGAGCAACUGUGUUGUCGGACCUACCUGUUCUACAGCACCAAGGCUCACACCUGGUGUCAGGAGGUUAUGGAGGACAAGACACAGCUGCUGCAGCUCUUCAACAAACUUAACAGUGCUCUGAGACACGAGCAGAUGUUCGCAGAUCGUUUCCUGCCGGACGCUGAGGCGGCCGAAGCUCUGGGUCGAACCUGCUGGGAAGCUCUGAUCACCCCCAUUGUCCACAGCAUCACACUGUCAGAAUCCUCUGCAUCCAGCCCUCUGGCCUGGCUGCUCAGUGAGUACCUGGACAACGCUGAGUCAGCACGCCGCUGUAAAAGCCGGGCGGCCAUCUUUAACUCCAGAGUGAGACGCCUCACACACCUGCUGGUCCACGUGGACACCAGCCGACUGGACGGCGAGGAACUCAAACCGCCCGUCAAAUCAAAAGGUCUCAACCGAAGCAAAGAGCUGAAGAACGGGAAGGAGGGUAAAAACAAAGACACCGCUGCCGCCUCUUCGUCGUCAUCCUCCUCCUCAGCCAAGCCUAAAGUGAAGAGCAGCAGCAGCAUUGCAGGCAUCGCCCUCUGUUGGCAGGGAGUGGUACAGCGACAGGUGAAGAAGUUUUUGGAGUCAAGCUGCAGUCUGCCGGACUUUGUGGAGCGUUACCGGACUCUGUACCUGCGGCUGAAGAACGCCAUGGAGGAGCUGUUCGGACAGCAGACCGCCUUUGUCCUCGCCCUCCGACAGGGCUUCUCUGCUGCCCUGCUGCAGCUCUCCAUCCUCAAGACCAUGCACGUGAGCGAGCGCUUCGCUCAGUACAUCGACCAGAUGAUCCAGACGAGCGGAGCGGCGUCCAGCAGUGUGGAGACUCUGGAGCGGCUGCAGCAGUUUCUGGAGCCGAUGCUCUUCCUAUCAGGCCUGGAGCUUGCCAACACCUUCGAACACUUUUACAGGUACUACCUGGGCGACCGGCUGCUGGCUCAGGGUAACGUGUGGUUGGAGAGCGCUGUCAUCGAUCAGAUCGGCAGCUGCUUCCCGAGUCGCUUCCCUCAGCAGAUGUUGAAGAACCUGAGUGAGUCCGCCGAGCUGCAGCAGGAGUUCCACCUGUACCGCCUGCAGCAGCUGGACCGAUGCCUGCAAGAGCACGACCAGAUGAUGGAGGAGGAGUGGGCGGAGUCAGAGGAGGAGGCGGAGGUUCAGGUUCUGGUUCUGUCUCCACGCUGCUGGCCCGUGUCCUCACUCUGCUUCCUGGACGAACCCACAAAACAUUUUCCAUCUGAACUCUGCUCCUACCUGAACCAGUUCACCCAGUUCUACACCCACAGUCAGUCCAUGUACGGUCUGAGUCACUCGAAACCGCGGCGGCUGCAGUGGACGUGGCUCGGUCACGCUGAGCUGCAGCUCGGCUGUUGGACGCUUCACGUGUCGACGCUGCAGAUGUUCAUCCUGCUGCACUUCAACACGCAGCAGGAGGUUCCAGUGGACGCUCUGCUGCAGGCGACGGGCCUGUCAGCCGCCUUCAUGCUACACGCUCUGCUGCCGCUCAUCAGCGAGGACGGACCGCUGACUUGCAGCCGGCCGGAGGAGCCCAGCCAGGGUGUGUUACAGCUGAACCAGCAGGUGGUGUCCUGCAGUCAGGACGGCGUCCCCAUGUCCCUCCAGCUGCUGCCCAGACAGACGUACCUGAACGUGGACGAGGACGCGGCGGGCACGCUGGAGAGGAAGAGGAACUACAUCUACUGUCUGAUCGUCCACAUCAUGAAGCAGGAGAAAGAGAUGCACAUCGACAACCUCGUCUUCAAGGUUCUGGACUCGUGUCAGAAACAGGAAUCGUCACGCUCUCCAGGCGCCGGGCGGUUCAGCUGCAGCACCAGCGACGUGCUCUCCUGCAUCAUGCACGUCAUCAGCAAAGGCUGCGUCCGACGCAACGAGGACAACCCGCACAUCGUGGAGUUCCUGCCGGAGGACCCGUCCACUCCGCAGAAAGGACAGGCCCAGUUCUCCUUCAGCCGGACCGAGGUCAGGAAGGAUGCGGCGGACUGCAGGGCCGACAUCAGUCUGAUGUCGGCACCGAGGCGGUUCGAGGACGGCGUUCUGGACGCGGUCCUGUUCUCGAUGGGUCGGACGAUGACGCAGGAAGAAGUUCGUCAGCUGAUGCAGAGGACGGUCCAACAGGUCUCAGGGACACUCAGUCUGGACCUGGACCGAGCUGAGCACCUCCUGGUCCACUGUAAGUGGAAUGUGGACCUGCUGGUGCAGCGUUACACCGACGACCCGGACGCCCUCAUCAUGGCCGCCGGGAUCAAGUCCAGAAACCCGCAGCCGCCGCCGAGCCCCGCCUCCACCUGCCCCGUCUGCCUGAGUCCCCGCCCCCCACCCACAGAGCCCGUUGCCUCACUGAGCUGCCAGCACUACUGCUGCAGGUCGUGCUGGCAGGAGUACCUGACGGCGAGGAUUGAACAGAACCUGGUGAUGAACUGUAACUGUCCAAUCACAGACUGCCAGGCACAGCCCACCUCACGCUUCUUCCUCAGCAUCCUAACUGACAAGGACACCAUCGCCAAGUAUGAGAACGCCCUGCUCCGUGGUUACGUGGAGUGCUGCUCUAACCUGACGUGGUGCACCAACCCUCAGGGCUGUGAUCAGAUCCUCUGUAAGGAGAACAUGGGCAGUAUGGGCACCUGCUCCAAGUGCUGCUGGUCCUCCUGCUUCAGCUGUAACUUCCCAGAGGCCCAUUACCCAGCCAGCUGCAGCCACAUGUCUCAGUGGAUGGAUGAUGGAGGAUAUUAUGAAGGGAUGAACAUGGAGGCUCAGAGCAAACACCUCGCCAAGCUCAUCUCCAAACGCUGCCCGAGCUGCCAGGCUCAGAUCGAGAAGAACGAAGGCUGUCUGCAUAUGACCUGUGCCAAGUGUAACCACGGCUUCUGCUGGCGGUGUCUGAAACCAUGGAAACCGACACACAAAGAUUACUACAACUGCUCCGCCAUGGUGAGUAAAGCAGCGCGACAGGAAAAGAAGUUUCAGGAUUAUAAUGAGCGAUGCACCUUCCACCACCAGGCCAAGGACUUCGCCAUCAACCUGGAGAACAAAGUGUCGUCCAUUAACGAAGCUCUGCAGAUGAAGUCUCUGACCUUCGUCAUCGACGCCUGUAAGGUCCUCGCUCAGGCUCGUAAGGUGCUGGCCUACUCCUGCGUCUACAGCUACUACAACCAGGAGACGGAGAAGAUGGAUGUGAUGGAGCAGCAGACGGAGGCUCUGGACCUGCACACCAAUGCCCUGCAGAUCCUGCUGGAGGAGACUCUGCUGCAGUGCACUGACCUGGCCUCGUGUGUCCGCCUGCUCAAACCAGAACACCUCACCACCGGACUGGAACUGAUCCGACGCAUCCAGGAGCGCCUGCUGGCCAUCCUGCAGCACUCCACCCAGGACUUCAGGGUUGGUUACCAGUCAAAGAGCAGUCAGGAACCAGAAUCCACUCAGAGCUCCAACCUGUCCAACAACACCGACGCCGCCAACAAAGGAUCGAAGUCGGACCGAGCGUCGGACUCCGGAGACUCUGACAACAAUAACUACGCAGGUGAGGAGGGCGGUGAGGAAGCGGAGGACGAGGACGAUGAGUACGAUGAAGAGUAUGUCCCCGAGUGGCACGAGGACUACGACGAGGACGACAUCGACGAAGACGACUUCUUCUCCGACGACGACGAGUCGGAGAACCUGGAGAGGGACUUCAGCCCCUUCGACUGAGCUGGACUGAAACCCAGAGAGUCCAGGGACGAGAGAGAGGGCGAGGCGGGCCCCGCCACGGCCCCGCCCCCUCACCUGAGGACACCAGGAGGGACUGGAGAUGAUCAGAGGGAUGUCCUUCUUCACCUGAACUCCACACCCCCACCCCCGCCCGCCUGUCCCAAACACAGCUGCACUCGCUUUUCCACUUCCUGUAUUUCACCUUCUUUGUUUUCAUCAAGGCAAAGUACGGAAGACGACGAGGGACAAAUUAGUUCUGAGGUUAAUAUUUAAAUUCUGACACAAGAAAAAAGAGAUGACUUCAAAAAGAGAAAAAAAAAAAUCUGAGUUUAGUUUUUAAAUUCUGACGUCAAAGUCACUGCGACUUGUGUUUGUGUUUAAACACACAGUGUGACACUUGGUUAAAACCAAUCUGAACUAGUUUAAUCAUUAGUUUGAACCAGUAUUUUUACUGGGGAUCCAGAGCACUGAUUUUGAUUUCAGAGUUUUUAUUUCUGUGUCAGCUGAGUUAGAAACAUUUGAAGAUCCAGAUUUAGUUUGAGAGACUCUGAUUUUAUGAUUUCCUGAUUUGAAACCUCAGAACUGGAUUGUCCUCGCCAUGUCUCCGCAGCGACCCCGCCGGGCUCUGGAGCUGAUCCUGGAUCAGCUGGACAUGUUUGUUUCCUGCUGCUUGUUUCAGAGGGUGGUGUUAGUCACGUUCUGCCUUGAGUUCUCUCUCUGACAGACGCUGCCUUCAUUUGACAGUAAAGAAACUCUUCACUUUAGAUUUACUCACAUUAAGUUGUAUUUUUUACAUGUUUGUAGAGCUGGAUGUUUCUAUGCAUCUGAAGAGUCUGAGCGGAGCGUCUGUAGGAGUAUCACUGCAAUAACCCAUCGACCGAUCAAUCGAUUGAUUGAUGAUUAUUAUCGGCUCACUGUUGCGUCAUUUGCUGAGCAAAGACUCCGUCGGCUGCUCUGUUUCCUGUCGUUAGGGCGAGAGCGGAGGACAUCUGAUGUCCAGCUCCCCGUUCUGCUGUAAUUUUGAGAGCUCCUAUAUUCAUAUUGUUGUCUCUGGUUCCUUCGUUGGAGUCGAGCGACUUCAGCCAGCAACUUAAUAAAAGCUUUUUCUGCUAUGCUGCA
This is a messenger RNA of Epinephelus fuscoguttatus (brown-marbled grouper), 9161 nucleotides long. It is a transcript of the gene cul9, whose product is annotated as cullin-9. Bases 36 to 8042 code for a protein of 2668 amino acids. The record is from RefSeq and is a predicted model, not a curated record. The transcript is spliced from 45 exons. NCBI's taxonomy places the organism in Eukaryota, Metazoa, Chordata, Actinopteri, Perciformes, Serranidae. Gene Ontology annotation, molecular function: zinc ion binding.